ACAUGCAAAACGAAUACGGAUGGGUCUGUAAUUGCUAUCUGUGUGUUCUAUGUUUAACAGUGACAAGGAAAAAAAGACAAAGUUAACAGUUUCACCCCAAGAUCAAAAGGAAGAAAAACUAAGGCUUGAUGGGAACGAACCAACACCCAAAAACAUCCUAUGCCAAGAUCAGAAUCCAAGCUCUCCCUCCCCAAAUGUAACAACCAAAAUCCAUCCACCUUUGUCAGUGCGUAAAAAUCAGUGCUCUGUUCGGGUUAAGUGUUCCUCACUGCUAGCUCAGACGCCCAGAGGUCACCGGCAUGCCAAGGCAGGAAUCUCAUUUUGUUUCUCCAAACGGGCUCACCUAAAGCUGGACUCUUGUGCAUCAGUGUUCACUGAUGCAUUGGAUGAAACUAGCGAUCACCAGGAAGUCCAGAGACAGCAGCAGAAGUUGGCGCUGCAGGCCCUCUUGUCCCAAUCUCCCUCACCCACACAAGAUGAUCAUCAUGUCCACCUGGAUCCAAUGCCACUAAACACUUCCUCUCAGAAGGAGACAGACCCGACCACUCAGGAAGGUAGUUUGGAGAUGCAAGUGAUGUACUGCACCAUAGAGGCAGAGAGAGAAAGUUGUCCUGAAAAAUGUGCUCCAGAAUUUGAGAUACAGCCAGCUAGUUCAACAGAUAGGGCAGCUAAUGAUGAAAGGUCUUAUGAAUGCUUGAUGGAGAGAAGCAGCCUGAAGAACCCAGGCCCUACUGUUAACACAGUGGGACAUAAAAAUAUGACUCCAGGCCAACUCAAUGCACAUUACUCAAAACAUGACUUACAAAGAAGUAAUGAAAUGGAUACAUUAAUGACAGAGAACUGUUUACGUGAAGGUGACCUAAGAAGCAAAACUUUCUUAAAUGUUGUUGGAAAGGAUGGAACUAAGCUAAAAUGGCCUUGCCAGCUUGUGCAGUACACCUCAGAUGAACCCCGUGUGUCGUACAGCUGCAAUCCACUUUUUCUGAAUUUCAAAUCCACAGAAGGCAAAGAGAAACACAUAGGUACAGGGAAGACAAAUGUGUGCAAUGUCUCAGAUCAACCCGACAGAGCCGUGGAACAGACCCCAAAUACUACUCAAGUUGAUUUAGGCAUUUUAAAACCAAAGAAACAUAAACAUCGGAGGAGAGGAAGAAUUCAUAUGUGUCAAAUAGAUGCUGUUAGGAGACACAGAGUGGCCUGUGCACUUAGCAGUUUUUCCCAAUCACCUUCUGAAGGACAAUUAGAAUUCAAAAGCACGGCAGCUAGCAAACUGCGCAUCAAGCAAAAUUGCGGAGACAAGAGGCAAAAACUCAGGAAAAGAAAGAAUUCGGAAGAUGAAACACAACAACUGCACUUGAAAAGUAUAAUCGUAAAUGCGUUUUCUGCCCCACAACGUCGAAGAAGGAAGCGUCAGAGGUUGCCUCCUGCUCUUCGACUGGCGAGACGCAAAGCUUUUUUGCAUGCUUCCAUACAGUCUUCUGCUGGAAGUAGGGAUAAAUACCAGUGGUGCAGAAACUUCUGCAAAUCUAAACAAGAUGACAGUGUGACUCCCCUCAAGUCAAGCUCAUGGCAUGUGUUGUCAGAAUUAAGGUCCGAUGGGGAAUUUCCUGCUUGCCAUUGGCAAAGGCGUUGUACGUCUUCAUCAGCUUCCUCCUAUCCCAGGAGGAGAAGAUAUAGUCAGCCUUGUUCUUACAUAAGAAAAUCAAAUUACAACUUCCCAAGUUAUAAUUACAGUCAGAUGUCAAACAGUCCAGACAAAGAUACUGGACCCAAAGAAAAGUUCCACAAUUACAGAGACUCAGAAAUCUACAAGAAAAGAAACUACUAUGGAAUUUGUGACAGACGCUGUAUUGUGAAACAGAAAUAUGCUAUUAGAAAGCAUAAAAGGCACCUCAGGGAGAACAGAUAUCCAGAUUGCCAUAAUCAUGCCACAAAAAGAAUUUGUUUUUAUAGAGUUUAUAAGGAUGGCGAUGAUCAACAUGACACAGAAAGACACUGGUGGUACAAGAGACCAAACCCUGAUCUAAGGAGGUAUAAAGGAAGAAGCAGAUAUUGGCUAAGAUCAGUCGUGAGUCACGAGCAGGGAAAUGAGCAGUCUGGUCCUAUGUUAAGACAUAGUCCUGCUUCUUCUAGUAUCACCAGCAUUUCAGACAUUAGUGGAGAAUCUGGUUCUUAUAUUAAACAAUCCUCUCCUGGGCAGAAUGACAUAAAAUGUCCAGCAGAGAAAUCUGCCAGGACAAAGCAUUUUUAUUCAAGAGACAAUGCACCAAGAGAAAAGAGUCUGUCACCAAAAUCAGCAUCUAUUGAUAGACCAGAGGCAGUGAAAUCAGAGCUCCAACCUGUUAUUUCUGAUUUUGGGGGGAAGCUAAAAUCUGCUGCACAAAACUUGAAAUCUUUUCCUUUGACAGAGCAGAGCCCAUCUUCUGACAAAAAAGUCUCAAAUAGCAGAAUAUGUGCUCUUUCACUCCCCUUGAUUGGAAAACUUCCCUCAAUAAAGAAAGGAAUUAAACAAGCAGGAAUGCACAAAGAGAAAUGUAGCAGUAGUAGUUGGGGUAACCAAGUUAAAACAUUUCUAAAUGGCAAAUCAAAACCUGAAUGCCAAGGAGUAUUUAAAACUGCACCUAUAGCCAUGCAAAAUUCAACUUUACCCCAAGUAAGUCCAUCUUUAACUGAUCAGAGAACUGCAGAACAUUUUGGAAGCUCGGAAAUACAGAAAGAUGCAUCCAUCUCUCAUGAAAACCUCAUCAGCAUUUUGGGAAAGACAUCAGACAAAACCUCAGCUAAUCUGCUGCAAAGCUCCUCCAUCUUUCCCUUAACAGAGAAACCGAUUACUUUCACAGAGGAAGAGAUUGACAAGUACAGACUCCUCCAACUUCAGGCGCAGCAGCAUGUGCAACAGAAACACCUCCAAGAGCAACAUGACAUGCCAAGAAGUUCAAUUGUUGCUCAAAUGAACCAACUACCAGUUCCUGGUCCUGAGCCUUUAAAUCAGACUAGUCAAGCUCCCUGUCUCUCAUAUACCAUAAAUCAGCAUGGGGCACUUUCAACAUUCUCUUCCUUCAUUUCCUGUCCUUCAGCCUGCUUGGCAUCCUGCAGCUCCCCAUCUACCCAGACUCCUCUUUGUCCCACUUUUCCACAGCCCCAUUUCACCCCUUUUCCAAUUCCUGCUGUGUUCUAUCAAGCUUCCCCUGCAGUAAUGCUGGCAACACAUCCUCUUCAUUUUAUUUCAGCAGCACCAUUCCACCAUUCACAUCUUCAUUCUCAUAUCGCUGGCCUAACAUUUCACCCCCAACCACAUGCCUCAUUACUCCCCUCUGUGAUUACUCCAGCAGCCAUGGUAGCUGGAAGGAAUCUGCAAAUCCACCCUACAGCCCCACAGCCCAUGUUCCCUCAUCACGAUCUUCAGCAGCACCCUGGUAUUGCUAGCUAGGUUUGGUGAAGAAAAUAAAUCUUAAAAGCAAAGAAGAAAGUUAUAAUGUGACAAAAAGUGUUAUUGGAUUAUGAUCUAAUGCUUUUUGAUGCUUUUUUGAUUUUGCCAAAGGUUUUAGUGUUUUGCUUGUCUUCUCGGUUAUUUUAUUAUAAUUGUAUCAGUGUCUGUCUGCUAUUUAUCUCAAUGGCAGUGCAGUCAGCACUGGCCUCCAUAUUCUCCGUAACUCUAAUUUUCUUAAGUUCAACUGAUGGGAAAAUGUUUUACCUGGUUUAAUCUGUGAUGAAACCUUUAGGUGGAUAUUAAUUUCAUUCAAGUUCAUUUUGGUUAGUGCACUGCAAUGAUUAUUUGCAUGUCAUAAAGCAGUAUUGGGGGAUUAUUUUUAUUACAUCCACGCACUAGAAAGAAGUCAGAUUGCCAAAAACAAAUGUGUAGACCUGGGCAUGUAAAAGAAUGAAAUGAAGAAUGAAGAAAGCUUACACUGCAGAAAUGGAGAAUGAAGAAAGCUGAAAGUGACUUGUUGUGUCCUAAGACUAUUCUCUUUGUUCUAUUACAUCUUUCCGUGCAGUUAAGUGAGGCAAAAGACUGACUUAAUAGACUAUAAAUUACAGAGUUGUAAUAAUGCAAUAAUACAGUUUUCAAUCUAUUCAAAGGUCUAAGACCUUCAAUAGUAUUUAUGUACUGUACUUUGUAAUGGAAAAUACAUUUACAAAAUGUGUUUUAACAACAUAAGGUGUGUACAACCUGCACUUGUCUGAAUUAUGUAUGUUCCAGAGACUUUGUAUUUACUCUUAUUUUGUUAGAGCCAAACAU
Messenger RNA from Clarias gariepinus (North African catfish), 4240 nucleotides. RefSeq names its product G patch domain-containing protein 8-like. Bases 50 to 3430 code for a protein of 1126 amino acids. The transcript has a single exon. NCBI's taxonomy places the organism in Eukaryota, Metazoa, Chordata, Actinopteri, Siluriformes, Clariidae. The record is from RefSeq and is a predicted model, not a curated record. Gene Ontology annotation, cellular component: nucleus.